Physeter macrocephalus (sperm whale) is the source of this 4077-nucleotide messenger RNA. It is a transcript of the gene RCBTB1, whose product is annotated as RCC1 and BTB domain containing protein 1. Lineage: Eukaryota; Metazoa; Chordata; Mammalia; Artiodactyla; Physeteridae. The transcript is spliced from 13 exons. Gene Ontology annotation, molecular function: protein binding. Bases 367 to 2022 code for a protein of 551 amino acids. The record is from RefSeq and is a predicted model, not a curated record.
UAGAGGAUCCCAGCCUGCCCGGCGAGCGGAUUUGCCCCGGGCUGCCGGGGCGAGUUGGGAGGCGGCAUCACGUGAGGCGGCCCGGACCACGUGACCCGGCGGCCCGGCCCCGGCCCACUUGCCAGCUCCGCCCUUUCGCCCGCCACUCUCUGGGGAGUCUUGGGCCCGCGACGCUUGCGAGGUCUUCACGGCGCUCCCGGCUGCUGGGCCUGCAUGGACUGCGCGCGGCCGCGGCUGGCCUCCCAGGAAAAGGCACAGGUUUGAAGGUAGAGGAAGGAUUGGACACGUUGCUGGGGCAAGUGAGCGAUCUAUUUAACCAAAACAGAGAUGUCGGCUUAUUUUUAGGAAUUACUGGAAACCAGAGUCAUGGUGGAUGUAGGAAAGUGGCCAGUCUUCACUCUGCUCUCACCUCAAGAAAUUGCAUCUAUUCGGAAAGCUUGUGUCUUCGGCACCUCAGCCAACGAAGCACUGUAUGUUACUGACAAUGACGAGGUCUUUGUAUUUGGACUGAACUACAGUAACUGUCUAGGAACCGGAGAUAACCAGAGUACACUUGUACCCAAAAAGUUGGAAGCCUUAUGUGGAAAGAAGAUUAAGAGCCUUAGUUAUGGGAGUGGACCACAUGUUCUUCUCAGCACCGAAGAUGGAGUUGUUUAUGCCUGGGGCCACAACGGAUAUAGCCAGCUUGGGAAUGGGACCACCAACCAAGGCAUUGCUCCCAUCCAAGUCUGCACCAACCUCUUGAUCAAGCAAGUGGUUGAAGUAGCUUGUGGCUCACAUCAUUCAAUGGCUCUGGCAGCUGAUGGAGAGGUGUUUGCUUGGGGCUAUAACAACUGUGGCCAGGUGGGAUCAGGGUCUACAGCAAAUCAACCAACUCCUCGCAAAGUUACAAACUGUUUACAUAUUAAGAGGGUGGUUGGCAUUGCCUGUGGUCAGACCUCGUCCAUGGCUGUUCUGGACAAUGGUGAGGUAUACGGCUGGGGCUACAACGGCAAUGGUCAGCUAGGCUUGGGAAACAACGGCAAUCAGCUGACCCCCGUGAGAGUGGCAGCUUUGCACAGCGUUUGUGUGAACCAGAUUGUCUGCGGCUAUGCACAUACUCUAGCACUAACUGAUGAGGGCUUGCUCUAUGCCUGGGGAGCUAACACGUAUGGGCAGCUGGGAACUGGCAAUAAAAAUAACCUGCUAAGCCCAGCACACGUCGUGGUGGAGAAAGAAAGGGUAAUAGAGAUUGCGGCCUGCCACUCUGCGCACACGUCUGCAGCCAAGACGCAGGGAGGGCACGUGUACAUGUGGGGCCAGUGCCGGGGCCAGUCGGUGACCCUGCCCCACCUCACCCACUUCUCCUCCACCGACGAUGUGUUCGCCUGCUUCGCCACGCCUGCCGUCACCUGGCGCCUCCUGUCUAUAGUCUUUCAAAGCUUGAACAUGUUUCCUGAGCUUCCUGUAUUAACGUGCUCGUUUCCUUCAGAGCAUGAAGACUUUUUAACAGUUGCAGAGUCACUGAAGAAAGAAUUUGACAGUCCGGAAACUGCCGAUCUGAAGUUUCGAAUUGAUGGGAAAUAUAUCCAUGUCCAUAAAGCUGUUUUGAAAAUCAGGUGUGAGCACUUUCGAUCCAUGUUCCAGUCUUAUUGGAAUGAGGACAUGAAGGAGGUGAUAGAAAUAGACCAGUUUUCCUACCCCGUGUACCGUGCCUUUCUCCAGUACCUCUACACAGAUACAGUGGAUCUGCCGCCUGAAGAUGCUAUAGGUCUUUUGGAUUUAGCGACGUCUUACUGUGAAAACAGACUGAAGAAACUUUGUCAGCACAUUAUCAAGCGAGGAAUCACUGUGGAGAAUGCCUUUUCAUUGUUCUCUGCCGCGGUCAGAUAUGAUGCAGAGGAUUUAGAAGAAUUCUGCUUUAAGUUUUGCAUCAAUCAUUUGACAGAAGUUACACAGACUGCAGCAUUUUGGCAAAUGGAUGGCCCUCUGCUAAAGGAAUUCAUUGCUAAAGCCAGUAAAUGUGGAGCCUUUAAGAACUGAAGCCCAAGACUGCUGGGUUUGGUGUGAGUGCUCUGGGGCUGGUGAUGGUGUGUCGUUUGUGCUUUAUGGGUGAUGUCAUUCUGCAGGUAAAAGAGCCCAUCAGGUUGUUUUGCUCACAUGGAGAUACAGUUCUCUGUGUAGGGAUACAGAAAGGGUGUACGGCUUUUCCUGAACCCAUUUUAAACAACCCUUAUUUCCAGAUGUGUAUAUUUUAAAUGUGACCUUAACGUUUGGCUGGGACAUUGUAAAAGGGUGAAAGUCUAGCUGGUUGGUUGUUUUUUGUUUGGUUUGGUUUUGAUUAGAGGAACUCCUGAAGUUGGAAAGGGCUUUGCGACAAGUCUCCUGGCUUGCAUACCAACACCCCUUUUGACGCCAACUGUGAGAUGUAGAGGCCCCGCUGGGAACGACAGAUGCUGACUUGGGGGCUUGUUGAAGGGCUGCAUUAGUUGCUAGUUCAGUAGCCUCACUGUGAAGGAAUAGUUAAGAUUGUCUGAGGCUUUUGUUUGUGUAUUUGCAUUAUUGAUGACUUUUUAAACUUCAAAAUAAUAUUCAAUUUAAUAUAAGCCUAUUGAAAUGAUAAUUAUGUGAAGAUGAAUUUCUAGGUUAGUCAGGGUUUCUCUUAAGACUUAAGUACAUAAAGAGUAGUAAUGUAGAACUAUCUGUGAAAACUUGAUAAUGAAAGAAACUUCAUUUGGGUGAAAGUGGAUAUUUUAUAACUCAGAGUCUCCACUACUAACAGCGUUUUAUUAAGGUUAAAUUUGAGAACCCAAAUUUAAAUCCCCCCACCUUUUCUCCUAUACAUGCUAAUCAUAUAAGAGGAAAAUAGUGAUAUAUUCAACGUACUCUUGCCUUCCUGAAUUGUGGUUGCUGAAUCAUCAGAUCUACAUCUGACUCAAAUAAGUGGUUCUUAAAACCAAGUUUCUUACAGGACUUAAUAGAAUUUGUUUUUAUCGAUUUUUAUCUAUGCCAAAUGCUGUCACCCAUUUUGCUUAUUUGAAAUGUCGCCAGCUUUCACAUUUGAUUUUCCUUUCCUUUUAAUUGUGUUAGGUAACUUUGAAAAAGGAUCUAAAUUUUGAGGGCGUUUUUUAGGUCUGGCUGUGAAAUGUGACUUUGGGAAGUAAGAGUGUUCAGCUCUGAGUUUUAUCCUGUGUGCCCGUUGAGCAUGCUUCAAGAACAAAGCUUUGUUCUACUCUCUGGCCCACGGGCUCAUUUCCAUUUGUGGGAGCUCCUUUAGUGAACUGUUUCAUGUUUGGAAGGUCCUCCAUCUGAAUUUAGAGACCAAAUCCAUUUUCAGACCCCAAUUAACAAGAGGGUGAAGAGAUGCUGCAGCUACUGUUUUUAGCAGUGUUUCUAAGUGUAUGUUGCGGGGGUGAGGUCCCAAAGAUGGAAAUGCAUGGAUAGGUGAAAUAAACACAAACCCGGAAGUCCCCGCCCCCUUUUCUUGACCAUGUUGCAAGUGAUUGAAGCCCAAUGAGUUAUUAGGUUAGAAUUAGUUCUGCAACAUAAUAGAAUUUUCUUACUAGGUUGAUAAAUGUACAUUAAUUUGAUUAUUAGCUAUGAUGGGUAGUGUUUCUAACAAUCACUGUCUAUAGGCUUAUGAUCUGGACAAAACAAGAACUUCAGUAAGUUUACUAUUGCUCUUACUUGAAAAAAAAACUUUAAAAAAGCACAAAUUAACAUAGAUCCAUUUCCAUAGAUAGUUCAUUCACUAAACAAAUAUUUACUGAGUUCCCAAUAGGUGAAGAACCACUUCUCAUGUUAGAUUACUGAGUAAUUUGUAUGAGUAUAUUUUCAGUGAAGAGAACAGAAAAAAGUCUUUCAGAAAGUACUUGAGUAUCUUGUGUUGUUUUUUUUUUAAAAUAUGCUCUCAUUUUUCUACUUGGUUUUGUUGUUAAUCAUAGCAGGAGAUGAAAACUAUUCUUUGAAUUGUUUUUUUCAUCUGAUAUAAUAAUGAAAGCCAAAGUAUUGGUAUUUCUUCAAAUAGCCCUAAAAUGUACUCUUGAACUUCCUACUGGAACAAGGUUUGAUACGCUAGUUAUAUAGGUUGUAUUUAUG